UUUCAGAAUCUCGCUUACGAGACUGUCCAGAAGGUCGGUGAAUAUCGGCUGGUUAAAGACACGCUCACGUUGGAGUAAAUAACGAACCUCAGCAACCUUAAAAGAUGCGGGACAACCAACUUGUGAUGGAAGCCGUCGCCAGCCGGGCCGAUGAAUUACACGAGCUCGGUCAGUUCCUCUGGGACAACCCGGAGACCGCGUUCAAGGAGGAAAAGGCGCACGAGUACCUCACCGACCUCUUGGAGAAGCAGGGAUUUCGGGUUCAGCGGAACUACUGCCUGCCGACAGCGUUCCGAGCCGAGUACGGAGACGGCCGUCCCGUGGUGGCCUUGCUGUGCGAGUACGACGCCCUGCCCGGCCUGGGCCACGCCUGCGGCCACAACCUGAUCGCCAUGAGCUCGGUCGGCGCCGGCAUCGCCGUCAAAGCGGCACUGGACGCGGAUGCCUCGCUUCGAGGAAAGGUCGUGAUCAUGGGCACACCCGCUGAAGAAGGCGGCAUGGGCAAAGAGCUGAUGUUGCAGAAGGGCGCCUUCGACGACGUCGAUGUGGCGCUCAUGUCCCACCCCGAGCACAGGGACGCCCUCCGCCUCAUGAUGACCGCACGGAGUCUGAUCAAGGCCGUGUUCCACGGAAAAUCGGCGCACGCCUCGCUGGCCCCUUGGGAAGGCCUGAGCGCCCUGGACGCAGCAGUCGGAGCGUACGUCAACAUCUCCAUGCUCCGACAGCGCAUGAAACCAUCCUGGAGAGUUCACGGGGUGAUGCUUAAUGCCGGGACGAAGAGUAACAUCAUUCCCGAUGAGAGUGAGCUGUGCUACAGCGUCCGGGCACCCACGACAACGGAAAUGCUCAUGAUCAAGGAGCAGGUGGAGGCCUGCUUCCGUGCCGCUGCCUUGGCGGCCGGCUGCACAGCCACCAUAUCGGAGAAGUCGCCGACCGCCAAGCAUAUGAUACAGAACGAGGUACUCAUACGGCUCUACCAGAAACACGCGGAACGACUUGGGAUAACUUUCGAAGACUCGGAGCCGGGACAGUUCGUCGAGACGGGAGUGACAUCCGACAUCGGGAACGUCUCCCACCUGCUCCCGUGCGUCCACCCCGUCUUCGGCAUUGUCACCGCGGGCAAGAACCACUCGUCGGAGUUCAACGAGGCCACUGGAACCCUUCAGUCGCGCGAGAAGGCGCUUACCAUUGCCAGAGUGCUCGCCCUCACGGUUCUCGAUGUCCUGCGUGACACCGCCGUGCUGGACGCCAUCAGAGCUGAUUUUCGAGCGACAGUCAGCAAGCCUCUGCAGAAUGGCGCCGUCUAGCCCUAGGAAUUUACGUAAAAAUACUUUCGCUAAAAUUAAAAUAGAUAUAUUACUUC
This is a messenger RNA of Ixodes scapularis (black-legged tick), 1363 nucleotides long. Its product is annotated as peptidase M20 domain-containing protein 2. Gene Ontology annotation, molecular function: dipeptidase activity. The coding region runs from base 105 to 1307 and encodes 400 amino acids. The record is from RefSeq and is a predicted model, not a curated record. The transcript is spliced from 7 exons. Lineage: Eukaryota; Metazoa; Arthropoda; Arachnida; Ixodida; Ixodidae.